GGGAGGAGUCAGACGCUUUUGGGUUACUUACAGAGGACGAACCGGAGCAAAGUCUUGGGGUAUUGUGUAACGCAACAUCACGGAAUAAAUUCCCGGAAACAUUGACCACAGAUUCCGCUCGGUGUCUUCACUUCGCCUGCUGUUAGUAGGAAACGGCGUCAGUCGCGCUAUAAUUUAACCAAAUUAACUAGCGAACAAUGCGAUAGUGCAGCCAAGCCACACGGAUAGAGAUCCAGACAGAUAACCAGAGGAAAAGUGAGCCCAAAGAGGUACAGAACACACAAGGUUUGGUUGGAUUCGUGUCAAACAAAAAAGCAAACUAAGAAAAUGUCCAAACCUAAUUAUACUGGCAUUUACCACAUGGUUUCCCAGGACAAUUUUGAAGGAUAUCUCGCGGCUUUGGAUGUUAAUUAUGCAUUAAGGAAAAUUGUCUCCAUUCUGAAACCCAGCAAACAUAUUGAACAUGAUGUCAACACUGGAAAGAUGAAGAUUAAGACAGUCACCACCUUUAAGAACUUUGACAUGGACUUCACUUUGGGACAGGAGUUCACUGAGGACCUGGGAGCAGUCGAUGGGCGAAAGUGCCAGACCACAGUGAAUUGGGACGGUGAUAAAUUGAUCUGCGUGCAGCGAGGAGAGAAAGAGGGCAGAGGCUGGACACACUGGCUAGAAGGAAACCUCCUCCAUUUGGAGAUGAGGGCUCAGGGUGUCACUGCCAAGCAGGUCUUUAAGAAGGCUGAGUGAGGAUGGAGAGAAGAGAGAGAAAUAGAGGGGCCAUUUGCUGGGGUUUUUGAGCUCAGUUUGUUCUUAGAGCCCAGGGUUCACAAAGAGGCCAUAUUGCAACAGUGAUUCGUCCCUGAGCUGCAACAAAUAGUGUUUAAAUGGAGACUACAAAUGAAGAAAUUGGUUCAAAAUUUAAAUGCAAAGGUUAAAUGAGAUCACAACAAUACAGCCCUGUUGCCCUCUGUGAACAUUCAUGAAUGGUACUGUAAAAUAUGGAUCAGGCGAGAUUCAUAGCACCCUAAUAUUGUAUUCUGCAGAUUGUUAAAAUUAAGCAGAAGCAAUGAGCCAGUGGUUUAGCUAGUCAGGUGCAACUUGAAUUAUUGAUUCCUACAUUUUAUUAUAUAAAUCUGUGUGAUAGGAUUUUGAUUAUUUGCAAUAGUCAAACAUUGUCUAAAAGUGCUGAAAUUCCUGUGGUCUGAAAUAUGUAGAUUUGUCCACUUUAGAAUAUACCAUUUAUAUUAACAUAAAA
Molecule: messenger RNA, 1252 nt
Organism: Carassius auratus (goldfish)
Lineage: Eukaryota; Metazoa; Chordata; Actinopteri; Cypriniformes; Cyprinidae
Product: retinol-binding protein 1-like
Exons: 4
Coding region: 328-744 (138 amino acids)
Molecular function (GO): lipid binding
Source: RefSeq, a predicted model, not a curated record